Meloidogyne enterolobii is the source of this 417-nucleotide messenger RNA. NCBI's taxonomy places the organism in Eukaryota, Metazoa, Nematoda, Chromadorea, Rhabditida, Meloidogynidae. The record is from the annotation of a GenBank genome assembly.
AUGAUUUGUAUAUAUUUUAGUAAAUUUUUGAAUGCUUAUAGGGCUGAAUUUAACGAUGAAAAAAAAAUUUUUAAAGAAAUUAAUUAUAUAUGGGAACAUUACACUGACGAAAAUAAAACGCUAGAAGAAUCUUUAGAAAUUUUAAAAAAUCAAGAUACAAAAAAAUAUGACGAUAUUUGUCUGAAAAUUUCCAGAAAAUUAUGUCAAGAUAUGAAAGAAAUGAAUGAAAAUGAAAAUUUUAAAGAUUUAAAACAAUUUUUUUAUGAAACGCCGGGUGCAUUAUGGCGAGCAAAUUAUUUGGUUACUGAUGCUUUAAAUAAUGUUCGAAAUAAUGAACAUCUAGGACAUAAUCUUGAAUUAGAAACUACUCUAAAAAAUAUUUUACUCGUUGGUAGGUUAAUUUAUGAUUUGAGGUGA